This is a messenger RNA of Sphaeramia orbicularis (orbiculate cardinalfish), 1117 nucleotides long. RefSeq names its product gastrula zinc finger protein xFG20-1-like. NCBI's taxonomy places the organism in Eukaryota, Metazoa, Chordata, Actinopteri, Kurtiformes, Apogonidae. Gene Ontology annotation, biological process: regulation of transcription by RNA polymerase II. The record is from RefSeq and is a predicted model, not a curated record. The coding region runs from base 131 to 1117 and encodes 328 amino acids. The transcript is spliced from 2 exons. Gene Ontology annotation, molecular function: DNA-binding transcription factor activity; RNA polymerase II cis-regulatory region sequence-specific DNA binding.
GGGUAAAGUUUGCGAAUGGCCUCGAACUGACAAAGCUGUGUAAUGAUCUGUAAUGUUUAAUCAGCACUUUAGCUGAUUUUAUUCUUGUUGUAUGUGACAUUUUUAAGGAUUGGACUGGAACGGGGACGACAUGUCGGCCGCUGAAGGUGCUCGCUGUCCAGACCAGAUGAAAACAGUGGAAAAGCUGACAAGCAGGCCGCCGCACGACGUCCAGCAGCUGACGGUGGUUACAGAAGACGUUCCUCCUAAGCAGCAGGAAUGGAAUCCCAUUGUGGACCAGGAGGAACCAGAACCAGAACCCCCACACAUUAAAGAGGAACAGGAGGACCUGUGGAUCAGCCAGGAAGUGAAUAUCACCAAGUUCCCAUUCAUUUAUGUCCCUGGGAAAAGUGAAGAUGAUGAUGAGGAGAGAGUUAAGUCCUCACAGCUUCAUCAAAGACAAACUGAGGAGAACAAAGUGGAAGCAAAUAAAGUGGAUUGUGGAGGAUCAGAACCAGCCAGUAGCUUCCAUCCACAUAGACAUUUACAAACAAAAACUGAUGAGCAGAAUGAAGACUGUGAGGAAACCGAGGACAGCGAUGAAGACCAGACCCUGAACCACAAACCUGAGUCAAAGCUUCCAACAAACAGCUCAACUGAACAGAUGGAAACAGACACUGAUGGAGAUGACGGUGGAGGAUCAGAGUCAGACAUUAACCUGGUCCACAUGGAGAGUGUAAAGAGAAGAACCUUUGACAGUAAGAGUUUACUGGAGGAACACAUGGACACUCACACAGGACAGAAACUGGUUGGUUCUUCUGAAUGUGAAGCAACAUUUUCUCGGAAGAAAAACACGACACAGGAAACCAACUCACCCAGAGACAUGACGAAAAAUAACUUGAGUCAAAGUGAUCUGGAAUGGAAAAAUAAACUAUACCACUGCUCUGUGUGUUCAAAAACAUUCAGCUGGAAGUCAGUGUUAAAAACUCACAUGACAUCCCACGAGGGAGAAAAGCGAUUUAGAUGUUCAGUGUGUCACAAAUGUUUUGGACUCAAGAGUAACGCCAAGAGACAUAUGAGAGUCCACACAAAGAAAGACCAUACCAUUGUUCAAUUUGUCAUAAAAGAUUUACCUUAA